Molecule: messenger RNA, 648 nt
Organism: Sinocyclocheilus grahami
Lineage: Eukaryota; Metazoa; Chordata; Actinopteri; Cypriniformes; Cyprinidae
Product: selenoprotein W-like
Exons: 6
Cellular component (GO): cytosol
Source: RefSeq, a predicted model, not a curated record
UUGGUGGUGCAGAAUUCUCCACUUGCCCCGCCUCAGAUCUUUCCUAACAUUACAGGAAACGGCAUUAAAAUAUUUACCAGAACCGAAACAUUUCGCUCAGUUCAGCGUCUGCACCACACGCCACAGAACAACCACCGCUCGAUCCAGUCAAGCCCCGCAGCAGCUGUCAGGAUGACCGUCAAAGUUCACAUCAUUUACUGUGGUGGAUGAGGAUACAGGCCCAAGUUCACCAAACUCAAGACGUUGCUUGAGGAUGAAUUCCCAGGCGAACUUGAGAUUACUGGUGAGGGCACACCCUCAACCACAGGCUGGUUUGAGGUGGAGGUAAACAACAAGUUGGUGCACUCAAAGAAGAAUAGAGAUGGAUUUGUUGACUCGGAGUCCAAAUUCAAGGCAGUUGUGACUGCCAUUGAGCAGGCCAUGGGGAAAUAAGCAUGAACUGAUCAUAGAGUUUUUCUUCUCUGUUUGUUGGACUCCUGGGCAGUGCAACAAUGAUGGUGACGUCCAAAGUGUUUUCAGCACGGAUGUUGCUUGAUGCUCUCAGCUCUUCCCGGGAGAAGACACUCGGAGCAGGAAACUCCCUAUGUAUACUGCUUCAGAUUAACGCUUUAACGGUUGAAAAUAAUAAAGGAAAAUAAAAAGGGAAAU